This is a messenger RNA of Mya arenaria, 906 nucleotides long. RefSeq names its product fucolectin-like. Bases 76 to 870 code for a protein of 264 amino acids. The transcript has 7 exons. The record is from RefSeq and is a predicted model, not a curated record. NCBI's taxonomy places the organism in Eukaryota, Metazoa, Mollusca, Bivalvia, Myida, Myidae.
CUGAAUAACACAUAAUUAUACAUAAUUUAUUCGGUUUUAGAAACAUAAUAUUAAUACAAACAACCUUAGAUAGUCAUGAUUGUUGUUGUUUUAAUGAAUGUUAUGUUCGCGCUAGCUGGGAUGCAGAAUGCAUACGGCCAAGGGCCUAUAUGUUUCUCGUGCGAACGAACGGAAAAUCCCGAAGAUUGCCGAUCGUCGCUGACAUGUGGCCCGGAGCAGGCGUGCAGCGUACAACAGUUGUCAGCAGCACACGGUGAUGUGUUUUUCUGGUCUGGUUGUGAGGAUUAUGAGAUCUGCGAAACUUUGUCGGACCAGGUUGGGUCUGCCACUAUAAUCGGGCGGCGACAGGUGUCCAUCAGCCAUCAACGGUGUCUCUACUGCUGCUCUACAGAUCUGUGCAACCAAAACUGCACGUCUUUUGUGAACCUUGCAUUACAUCGCCCUGCCUACCAGAGCUCCGUAAGCUGGAAUGGAACUGCAGAUCUUGCUGUAGACGGUGACACCACUAAAAACUACUACACAGGCAAAUCCUGUACACACAAUGCGGGCGAAAACUAUCCCUGGUGGGCGGUGGAUCUGGGAAAGGACUUCCAUAUCACGAAAGUUAAAAUACAUGAACGGGACGAUGCAGGAGCUGACGGUCGCAGUUUCCAUCUUAUUGUCCUGGUCAGCUCUGUCAACGCCACGAAACUUGACAGGAACUCGCCUCUGUUUACAAAAUGUGGGGCGUACUUUGGUCACUCCAGCGAAGGCAACACUGUCACAAUAGACUGUCCCAGAAAUACUUCAGGUCGCUGGAUCAGGGUGCAGCAGAAUGACCCACAUUUUGAGUACAUGCAUCUCUGUGAAGUGGAAGUGUUUGGAUUUUAGAAUUUUGUUUGAAAUAAAAUUACGGUAACUAACAAA